CUUGGUGGCGAUAAUGGACCAAAUACAAGGUCCAAAUGCAGUCUUGCUCUUUGGUAUGAGAAGACAACACAGCCGUCUGUCACAAGAGACUCUGAAGUUGUAGCCUGGGUUAUUUCCAUUUAUAAAGUUUCUGCCUGCUUUUGUUGUCGACACAAUGAAGCGUGUGUUCGUGACAGUCGGGACGACAAGAUUUGAUGAACUAAUCGACAGCGUGACAUCCGAGGAAACGGUUCAGGCUCUGGUCGGUCGUGGAUAUACGGAAUUAGUUCUCCAAGUCGGCCAUGGUUCUCACGUCCCUGGACCCGAGAGUUGCCCUGGUCUCAAACUGACAGCUUUCCGUUUCAAAGAUUCCAUAGCAGAAGACAUGAAGCAAGCAGAUCUGGUAGUCAGCCACGCAGGGGCUGGGAGUUGUUUGGAGGCCCUCGGAGCCCAGAAGGCCCUGCUGGUGGUGGUCAAUGAUAGGCUGAUGGACAACCACCAACUGGAGCUCGCUAGGCAACUGCACUCCGACUCACACCUGCUCUAUUGCACCUGCAGCACACUGACUGAGACUCUGAAGAGCAUGGACUUCUCCACCCUCACACCCUUCUUACCUGGCCAGCCACAAAGCUUUGCCAAAUUCCUGGACAAGGCACUAGGUGUUACUUCACAGAGCUGAGCAAAGGUCUAACAUCGCAGGACACAUUUACAAAAAAUGUAAAGUCAUGUGUACUUUCCUUUGGACACCUGGAGUCACAACCAACUUCUUGAUAACUCAUGGACUACUAGGGGUGGCUGCUUGAAAUCUUUGGCACCUUGAGAGUGAAAAUGAUAUUAAUAGAUGUCUCAGAUGCCUCACUGAAGGUCUGGAAUGGUAGUCUGACACACAGGACAUUUCCCGGUGGCAUGGCAGACUUCCUGGACAGAGGCUUCAUUUUCCUUAGAGAUACGCCCACAAUUUAGAAUGGUCCACCCAAAAAUGCAGUAUUUUUGGUCCCUCACUACCUCACCAUCAGCUCCAGGCCCUUAGAUUCUGCCACACUGUGAGCGCAACCCUCGUGGACCAAGCAGCAUGCACAUGGGUAUGGCUGGGCAAAAUGUGAAUGUCAGCUGUUCUUGUAAAUUUAGGGUGACAAGGCCUGAAUUUGUGGAAAAUAGUGUUUGCUAUUAAUGUCAUCUGAAAGGUUCCACCAUUCCAACGUUGUUGCAAAAUGACUUGCAAGUAAUAAGGUGAUGGUGUACAAUCAUGAUUUGUUUUCUAUUUUUACUAUGUAUCUAAUCAUGGAUCUGUCUAUGAUCUACAUAAACGUAUUGAAAUGUAA
Messenger RNA from Engraulis encrasicolus (European anchovy), 1301 nucleotides. RefSeq lists its product as uncharacterized. The transcript is spliced from 4 exons. The record is from RefSeq and is a predicted model, not a curated record. Gene Ontology annotation, biological process: dolichol-linked oligosaccharide biosynthetic process. Gene Ontology annotation, molecular function: hexosyltransferase activity. NCBI's taxonomy places the organism in Eukaryota, Metazoa, Chordata, Actinopteri, Clupeiformes, Engraulidae. Bases 155 to 658 code for a protein of 167 amino acids.